GACAUGGACCUGAUCGAGGUCCUCUGGAAGCAGGAUGUGGACCUCGGCUUCUCGCUCGAGUUCUUCAACGGGCCGGCCGCGGGGGCCCAGGUCGCCGCCAACGACUCGUCGUCCGGGCCCGAGGGCGGCCAGGCGGGCACCACCGACGAGAUCGAGAAGAUCAAGAUUCUCAACGAGCUGAAUGCGACCAGCAAGGCCCUGCCGGAGCCGCUGGCGGACGAGGCCGGCGAGGAGACGGGCAAGAAGAAGGACGAGCGCGACCCCUGGGCCGGCCUGCCCUACACCGUCGACAGCGAGACUGGCGAGUACGUGGUCGCUAUCGGGCCCGAGGACCAGGACCCGUUCGCCGAGAGCCGGGCCUCCCCUUCCUUGUCCUCGUCGGAGUCCUCGUCCUCCCGCCGCGAUGACGCCAAGGUGCCCGACGCCGACCUGGCUGACCUGCCGUCCGCCUCCAGGUCGGCCGACGACUUCGUCGUCGACGACCCCCUGCGUCUCUUCGAGGAGCUUGCUCGUAGCAGCCGAUUGGAGGACGAUGGCGUCUUCUCGCCCGACUUCAACCACGACGAGCUCGACCUGCUCAGCGACAUCGGCGGCCUGCUCAUGGACGACGAGGAGGACAUCACCGAGGCUCUGGCGCUGCCCCGAUCGGCUCGUGCGCCGUACGGGCGGGCGGUGAGCAUGGAGCAGCGAUGGCAGGACCUGGCCAACCUGCUGAGCCUGCCGGCCGGGCAGCAGCCCGAGGCGCCGGCGGGCCCGCUGCACCACCAUCACCACCACCAUCACCACCACCACCAUGCGGGCGCGGCGGGCGCGGCGCAGCCGCAGCAGCACUACGGCUACGACGCGCACCCCGGCGCCUCGCCCCUGGCCUCGCCCGCGCGCUCAGUCGUGCUGCACAACGCGACGCUGGCGCCGCCCGUCGGCGACCUCAACAGCUCGAGCGUCUACUCGGGGCUGUCCAUGGGGUCCGCGGUGGCGCAGUCCAUGAACCUGACCAACAGCAGCGAGCCCAUGGGCGACGGCGCGCCCGCCUCGGGCUUCAAGAUGGAGCCGCACAACGACAUGAUGUACUACCAGAAUUCUUCGUCGGGCGCCGAGAUGAGUCAGAUGACACCGCUCAACUCGACGACGGAAGGCUUCUUGUCGUCCAUCCUGAACGACGAGGACCUCCAGCUCAUGGACAUGAUGAACGACAGCAUGUACCCCCUGCGUGUGCUGGACGGCGCUGGCGCCCCCACCGUGCAGAUGGGCGGCGCGCUGCCGGGCGCCGGCGCCUCGCUGGGCACGCCGCUGGGCAGCUCGCUGGGCGCGCCGCUGCAGGGCGCCAGCACCGAGGAGCGGCUGGACGCCUCCAGCGACAGCGCCGUCAGCUCGAUGGGCUCGGAGCGCGUGGCGUCCCUCUCGGACGGCGGGGAGUGGAUGGAGACCGGCUCGGACUCGGAGCCGUACCACCUGGACUGCAAGUACCGCGCCCACCCACACUCGCACGCGCCCCACGAGUACACGAGCGGCUACCGCGGCGCGCAGAAGAAGCACCACAUGUUCGGCAAGCAGCGCUACUUCCAGGGCGAGCAGCCCGCCGGAGGCCUGCCCGUGGGCCCGCCGCCGCCGUCAAUGGCCACGCCCAUGCCGCUCAAGCUGGACUUCGGCGAGUCGUCGCGGCCCGUGCCCGGCGCGCUGCCCCAGGGCGCCGCCCAGCACGCGGCCCCCGCGCCCGUCGCCAUGAACGGCUCGGUGGCGUCCGGGCUGACCGUGCCGGGCUCCGGCGCCUCCGCCUUCACCUCGCCGCUCGCCAUGGAGGACGAGGAGCUGCGCGCGCACGAGCUCAAGUUCGGCUACUACGGCCAGGAGUACCCCCGCCAGCACCACGCCCGGCCGCCCAUGGAGCCUGUCGCCCACAACCACACCUACCACUUGCCUCCCCCACCCGAGAGCAGUGGUGCCAUCCAGCGACCUCCGCAGAGGGACAAGCACAGGUCCAAGGACUCCCGCAAGAGUGACGACGCUCACUUGUCGAGGGAUGAAAAGCGCGCCCGCGCCCUCAACGUGCCCAUGACCGUCGACGACAUUAUAAACCUCCCCAUGGACGAGUUCAACGAAAGGCUUUCGAAGCAUGACUUGAGCGAACCGCAGCUCUCUCUCAUCAGAGACAUUCGCCGCAGAGGCAAGAACAAGGUUGCCGCUCAAAAUUGCCGAAAACGCAAGUUGGAUCAGAUUGUAACGCUUGCUGAUGAAGUGCAGCAAAUGCGCAGCAGAAAGCAAAAGCUUCUUCGGGAGCAUGACUACCUCACCAGGGAGACUGCACAUUCAAAGGACAAGUUUAGUCAGCUCUACAGGCAUGUCUUCUCGUCGCUGCGUGAUGCCGAUGGCAACCCCUACUCCCCGUACGAGUACAGUCUGCAGCAAGGUCCGGACGGCAGCGUGAUGGUGGUGCCGCUGACGUCGAGCCCCUCUGGCGCUGCCUCCGCCUCCACCAUGGACGCGGUGCACCAGCAGAUGUCGCGCUCUCUCGCCAUGGCAGAGUCCGCGGCCUCCCUCCACUACAGCCGCGGGGCCAUGCCUCAGCACCAGGCCGACCGGCAGAAGGACCAGCAGCACCAGCAGCAGC
This is a messenger RNA of Frankliniella occidentalis (western flower thrips), 2608 nucleotides long. RefSeq names its product segmentation protein cap'n'collar (gene cnc). Lineage: Eukaryota; Metazoa; Arthropoda; Insecta; Thysanoptera; Thripidae. The record is from RefSeq and is a predicted model, not a curated record. Gene Ontology annotation, cellular component: nucleus. Gene Ontology annotation, molecular function: DNA-binding transcription factor activity, RNA polymerase II-specific; RNA polymerase II cis-regulatory region sequence-specific DNA binding. Gene Ontology annotation, biological process: regulation of transcription by RNA polymerase II.